AUUUCUAGUUCUUAUUUCCGGACGUUGGCCGUAAAUGUGAUUGGCGAUGGCGCAGUUUACCAUUCUGGUGACGUUCCUAAUAUUGCUCGGAGCUAGGAGUGAAUCCAAAGAAUUACCUUCAAAGGUGUCCGAUAACCAGAGAUUCGCUCCAUCCUGCUCGAUAAACAUCAACACUCAGCUUCCGAGACCACAACCUCUGCUGUUGAUUCCCGGUACGGAAGAGUUCCGCUAUCCAGCCACCAGUAAUCGGCUGUUACGGUUAAACCCUGGAGAAACGGUAGAGCUCGUUUGCAGCAAUGGGUUCAACCUGGCUCCGAGCAAAAACUCCAUCAUUGUAUCCUGUGUCAUCGAUACAGUGUUCAAUUACGAUAGCACCAUGCGUCAAUUCAGUGAUUUCUCCUGUAGGCAAAUUUGGUACAGCAGUGCUCGGCGAACCUAUGAGCCUUGCGAAAACAGUUCAUCGAUCAUUCAGAUCGGUUUCGAUUUGGGAGCGCGAUUUCCCAAGAUCAUGGACAUCUGCCAUAACGAGGAAACAUUUGAAAAUCAUUGGAUAAAGCAUGAGAUGUAUGCUGCCAACGCGGGAUAUCAAUCCAGUAACCCACGUCCCAAUUGGUAUCAGGGAGAUUUCUAUCCGGGAAUCGAUACGAACUACCUAUACACUGUGAACAAACAACGACAGACCAUUGCUCAAAUUCUUCAGUCACAAGAUCUAGCUGAUGACAUCGUCAGAGACGUCAACUCGGGUAUCUACAUGGCUCGAGGUCACAUCGCUGCUCGAGUGGAUUUCAUAUACGGCACACAGCAAAACGCCACGUUCUGGUUCCUGGUGGUUGCUCCCCAGUGGCAGAACUUCAACGACGGCAACUGGCUUCGUGUUGAGGAGCAGGUUCGAGUUUUCAUUGCCGCGCGGAAUCUCAACGUCACAGUCUACGGUGGAACAUACGGGGCUCAUACCCAGACCGAUGCCAAUGGUGAUCAACAACCGAUCUUCUUGGACUACGAUCCAAAUGGGGUUCAACGGCUGCCAGCGCCAAAGAUCUACUACAAAAUUCUGCACGACGAAAGGAACCAAGCCGGCAUCGCUCUGGUGGGGGUCAAUGAUAUCCACAUCACUUCGAUGGAGCAAAUCGAAGAGCAGUAUAUGUUCUGUGAAGAUAUAGGCGACAAAGUCAGCUGGAUCAAUUGGGAAAGGAGAAAUUUCAAGAAAGGAUUCGCCUACGCGUGUGAAGUGAACCCAUUCCUAAAACGGAUUGGGCAUCUGGCACAUUUGGAUGUACCCAAUUUGUUGAUUUGAGCAACAUGAACAUUAAUGAAAAAGCGAUGUAAAAUAGGAAAAAAGAGCUGGGCCAGUUGGUGGGAAUGAUGAAUAAAAACAGUUAUGCUUUCAAAUGACAAAACAUGAAUAAAUAUAAGCAAUUUUCUCAGCGAUA
Molecule: messenger RNA, 1430 nt
Organism: Aedes aegypti (yellow fever mosquito)
Lineage: Eukaryota; Metazoa; Arthropoda; Insecta; Diptera; Culicidae
Exons: 2
Coding region: 47-1294 (415 amino acids)
Biological process (GO): apoptotic DNA fragmentation
Cellular component (GO): mitochondrial inner membrane; nucleus
Molecular function (GO): metal ion binding; single-stranded DNA endonuclease activity; nucleic acid binding
Source: RefSeq, a predicted model, not a curated record